Pantherophis guttatus is the source of this 2411-nucleotide messenger RNA. It is a transcript of the gene TCAIM, whose product is annotated as T cell activation inhibitor, mitochondrial. The record is from RefSeq and is a predicted model, not a curated record. Gene Ontology annotation, cellular component: mitochondrion. Lineage: Eukaryota; Metazoa; Chordata; Lepidosauria; Squamata; Colubridae.
UGCUUGGCGGGCGGAGGCGCCUCCUACACCUCAAAAGGUCUUCUUGGGCGGAGGAGGUUCCUUGUGGAGGGAGUGUAUCAGGCCGUGUGCACCUUAGGGCCUUUCCGUGUGAAGCCAUGAUACCCCGGUUCCUUGAAGAAACAGCUGAGGCGGGGAGCGGCAGCAGACGGAGCGGUUACUGUGACGGGAAACUGUUGGUGUAACACCCCAAACGCCUAAUGACUGGGUUGUAAGAACAAGGAAAUUUAGAAUCAGUUUGGAAUCCAGAUUAAACAGAGAUGUUUUGCCAUUGGUUGAUAGUAAGGAGGUUAUGUUUCAAGAAACUACAAUUGCAGGCAAGAGCAUUAUCUGGGGCUGAUGCUAUAAAUGCUCUGCGACCAUUCUAUUUUGCAGUACAUCCAGAUUUUUUUGGUCAGCAUCCCAGAGAAAGGGAAAUCAAUGAAAAUUCUCUGAAAAGAUUAAAUGGUUAUUUAGAAAAUCUCCAGAAACCAGGCUUCAGAUCAUUUAAACCAACUCAACUCACUUUUUAUGUACGAGAGAGAGAACAAAGCCCUUCCAGUGUCCAAGAACCAUUUGGUGCUGCAGGAUUUCGAGCAGUGAGUUUUACUUUGCGCACCAAAGACUUGUUAAGCACAGUGUUAGAUAUCUUGAACUCCUGCAGUUUAUCUACGGAUCAUGUCCAAAGCUUGAAUGGCAGUGUAAAUAAUCAGUCUACUCAGGAAACCAAAAGAAUGUUUCCCAGGCCUAUUAAAUGGGACAAGACAUACUAUUCUUUUACUGGAUUCAAAGAUCCUGAGGAAGAACUGGAGCAAGCCCAGAGGAUGGAAACUACCCUGAGCUCCUGGUUAGAUAAUAAUGAAAAAAGUGCCACGAAGAAGUUGAAGGACAGCUUACCACUCAGAAAAGAAUUAGAUCGUUUGAAAAAUGAACUGUGUCAGCAGUUGCAGCUCUCUGAUAUUAGAUGGCAGAGGAGUUGGGGUAUUGCUCAUCGAUGUAGCCAGUUACAUAGCCUAAGUCGCUUAGCACACCAGAGUCCAGAAGCACCUAAGAAUGCUAAAGGACAAACAGUGAUAUUUACAGACCGCUCAGGAAUGAAUGCAACAGGCUAUGUUAUGCUAGGAACAAUGGACGUUCAUCACCAUUGGACCAAAAUUUUUGAGAGGUUGCCAAGUUACUCUACACUGCAAAAAAAAGUGCUGUUUCUAGAGGAGCGCAUUAGCCAACUUUUGGGAGGCAUACAAAUAACUUAUGUUGAAGAGCUUCAGCCAAUGUUGACAAUUGAAGAGUAUUAUUCUAUUCUUGACAACUUUUAUGAUCAAGUGCAUAAUAAGAGACUUCCAUUUCACCCUAAUAGUCUGCGUGGAUUGCAAAUGAUUCUAGAAAGUGACAGAUAUGCACCAAGUCUUCAUGAACUUGGUUACUUUAUCAUCCCAGUAGUCUGUGAUCUAGUAACUCUUCAGUGGUUUAUCAUGGACAAAACUCACCAAGCAAGAGAAAAACUGAAAAGAAAGGAAGAGUCCAUACUACUAGAAAAGAAGCUGAUCAAGACUGCCACAGAUAAAUUUUGUCUUCAACAGCUAUAUAAAGAACCCAGUGUUUCCAGUGCACAGAUGAUUCAUUCAUGCAGCAAUCUAUUGGAAGAACCAUUGCCAUAUUUGCAAGGUAUGCAUCUCUGCAUUUCCCACUUCUUUUCUGUUCUGCAAGAUGGAGACCUCUGUAUCCCUUGGAACUGGAAAAACUGAAAGUAAAUGCUGCUAUAUUCAAUGUAAAAGAGAACAAAUGUCAUUUAUGCAUUGGUAUAAAUUACUAAAUUGAAUAUUUUCCAAACUAAAUUAUGAAUAAAAAUUUCAUGCCAGUAUUAGGAAGCAAGGCAGAGCAUUUCUCUGGAUUUUUCUGUUUUCUGUUGUUCAGAAAAUUGCAAAGUAUUAUGUCUGCGUUUUUUGUUGUUGUUGUUUUGCAAGACUAUAUAUUUAAGGGGAGUUGAAUCUCUCCAUUAAGUUGCAUAUGACUGGGUUUCAAGACUGUAAUGAAACUAUAUAGUGGGGAAUGAGGUACACAAACUUUGAAUGUAAUCCAGGUAGCACACAAAUGUGAAUCUUACAUGUUAAAGUAUAUAUAUUCCCAUGUAAUACAUGAACAUGUGGAUUUCAGUAAGCACAAAUUGUGUUUGGAGAAGCCUUCUUAGAAUGAAAAAUGGUCAUUGAAAUUAUUCUGUGGUGGAAAUGUUCUUGAAAAUAAAUAUUUCUGCAGCAGCCUAGUGGUAAAUAUUACUGAUAUACUGUAUUUAUUUUGCAGAAUUAUUGUACACCUUGUUUGAGAAAAUUUUAUAAAGGUCUGUUGAAAUGUUUUGUCUGUUAGAUCUUGCACUUUAUAUUUUUCAUGUAAAUAAAAGUAGCUCUAUAUAUGGUCAA